UCGUACCAUAUCUCUAGCCCCGCCUACUACUCGUUUGCUGCAGCUGCAUUACAAUUUUGCAAAAAUACAGACAUGGAUAUCUCAAAGACUGUGACAUGUAAAGCCCCAAUCAAUAUCGCUGUAAUUAAAUAUUGGGGCAAACGAGAUGAGAAGUUGAUACUUCCUGUGAAUUCCUCUUUGAGUGCUACCCUUCAUAUUGAUCAACUAUGCACCACAACAUCUAUAGCUGGCAGCAAACACUUCCCGGAAGAUAGACUCUGGCUCAAUGGGAAGGAAGAAUCUUUAGAGAACCCAAGAGUGAAAACCUGCUUGCAAGAGAUCAGGAAAAGAGCUCGGAAAAGGAAGAUAUCAGAUGAUGAAUCUAACCCUGAGGAUUGGAAGCUCCAUAUCUGUUCUGAGAAUAACUUUCCUACUGCAGCUGGUCUAGCAUCAUCUGCAGCUGGGUAUGCAUGCCUUGUUGCCACCCUAGCACAAGUGUAUGGUGUCCAGGGGAAUGUUUCUGACAUAGCACGUCAGGGCUCGGGCAGCGCCUGCAGGAGUAUGUAUGGAGGCUUUGUGGAGUGGCUGGAUGGGGAGUCUAGCUGUGGUAGUGAUAGUAUAGCCCAACAAGUGGUAGACGAGAACUACUGGUCAGAGAUGAGGAUUCUUAUACUGGUAGUUAGCGAUCAGAAGAAACACACGAGUAGCACUGCUGGUAUGCAGACCACUGUAAAGACAAGUGAACUCCUUCAGCACAGGGUGACAUUAAUACCAGGGUACAUGGAGACCAUGCGGAAAGCUAUCAAGGACAGGGAUUACAGGACAUUCGCUGAACUUACUAUGAAGGACAGUAACCAGAUGCAUGCUGUGUGCCUAGACACCUACCCGCCUAUAUCCUACAUGAAUGACACUUCAAGGUCGAUCGUACAGAUGGUUCAUGAUUACAACUCAUUCCAUGGAGAAACUAAGGCAUGCUACACCUUUGAUGCGGGUCCCAAUGCUGUAUUGUACGUCCUGGAGGAGAAUGUGAGUGAGGUGCUCUCUCUCAUCCAUCAUAGCUUCCCUCCUUCUCAAGAUAACAAGGAAUACAUCAGAGGACUGGAUAGUCGUAUUCAUGAUAUACCACAGGGUCUCCAGUGUGCCAUGAAGCGAGACCCAAAUCCUGGAGCUCUGAAAUACAUCAUUCACUCCAAGGUAGGACCUGGGCCACAGGUAGUGACAGACCAGGAACUGAGUCUUCUGGACCAAAAUGGAAUGCCAAAGAAGCUUGCUAGUUGAUGUCUGAGCUGGCACUAGAUCCAUCAAAACAGUAUUUAGUCUUCAAAGUAUGAUAAUUUUAGAAGAACUUUAAAAUCUUCGUGAAUUUCGGGAAAUCUGUUCAGUCCAUUAAAUGAAUAUGAUAUAUCACUGUGUAUAACUGAUGUAUUCCAAUGCUUUUUAUUAGAGAUAUGUUGAUAUCAGCAUACUCUUGAUGUUGCACGAAUAUUUACACAAGUAAAAUCUUGUCAUUUGUACUGUAUAUGCUGAUCAGAGUCAUAAAUUUGAUAUUGUACAGUUAUAUUUUUUCCACUUUGAUAAACUGGAUAUUUCAACUGUACUUUGGUCAUCUACUCCAGAAAUAGAUCUUGCAGCUAAAGGAAUGAUUGAUUAUUUUUCUCAUUGUCUUUAGAAGUCUCAAUGUUCAAAUCUAUGAAUUCUUCAAACAAACUAGUCUUUUGAUUUGUUACAUGCUUCCAUGUAAAGUUGAAUGUAGUGUACCCUUCUUAAAACCAAAUUUAUACUGAACCUCUCCUUUCAACAGAGUGUUUGUUCCAAAUGUAACAGACUUUCAUCUACUCAAAUGUUUGGCUUCUUGAAAUUCACCUUAGCCAUCUUUACAAUGGCUCAGAAAAAUGUGACACGCUUAGUUUUGAAAAAAUUGGUUUGAAAAUUCUAAGAGAUUUAAGUCACUCCCUGUUUUGAUACUGUAUACUGUAAGAUGUAAAUGAUAUAAUUUCUUUAUUAAAUCACUGGCAAACAAUUUUGUUCCAUCAUUGGUGUUAUACCGGGUAGUGUAACUAAAGUGAGGUCUUUAAAGGUCAAUUAAAUCAUAUAAACAACAUGAAUUAUAACAGGGUAUGAUAUAGAAUCAUGAAAUCUUUAAAACAGUGAAUAUGUAAACUGUAAAUAAACAAGGCAUAUGAUGCAUA
Molecule: messenger RNA, 2168 nt
Organism: Strongylocentrotus purpuratus (purple sea urchin)
Lineage: Eukaryota; Metazoa; Echinodermata; Echinoidea; Camarodonta; Strongylocentrotidae
Gene: mvd
Product: diphosphomevalonate decarboxylase
Exons: 9
Coding region: 73-1257 (394 amino acids)
Biological process (GO): isoprenoid biosynthetic process; isopentenyl diphosphate biosynthetic process, mevalonate pathway
Cellular component (GO): cytosol
Molecular function (GO): diphosphomevalonate decarboxylase activity; ATP binding
Source: RefSeq, a predicted model, not a curated record